This is a messenger RNA of Sphaeroforma arctica JP610, 545 nucleotides long. RefSeq lists its product as hypothetical. NCBI's taxonomy places the organism in Eukaryota, Ichthyosporea, Ichthyophonida. Bases 1 to 501 code for a protein of 166 amino acids. The transcript has 2 exons. The record is from RefSeq and is a predicted model, not a curated record.
AUGUUCGCUUUCUUCAUCUCGUUCGCCUUGUCUCUUUCUUAUUCUUAUACACUGGGGCAGCCUAUCUGCAUAACAACAGAUGCAUCAUGUACUGAACACACGCUUGGCUGUUACGAAAGGAUACUCGGAACAUGCUUCCCGAUAAGUCCGAGUAUUUCGGGCGUUCUGGUCCAAGAUCUGGAAAAUGCUUAUAGGGUCGAAUUGUAUGGUGGCCAAACGUGCGGAACUCGUGCUUUUAGCGUUGCUACAGAGGUCGACGGAUGCACGUACAUGGCAUCCGUAAAUGGAACCAGCGCAUAUGUAUCAGUUAAGGGCGAUUCUUUUGUGAUACCAGGAAUGAGUUCCCAAGAUGAUCUCGCGGCAGAUGUUCAACCCUCUGACAGUUCACAAAACAGUGGGGCGAUGCUGGUGAAUAGUCCAAACAACGCUCCAGAUGAACUAGUGCCGGAUUCCAUUGUCUUGGUGCCAGCUAUCGGUACUUUCAUUGCGCUUUUCUGUUAAACUCCAUUUCAUCUCAUAUGGUCAUCAGAUACAGCAUCUCAGCG